AUGUUUUCACAAAAGUCUCAUGUUUUACGAACUUGUUUCAAUCGGCUCACAUCGAUUAAGGACUUGGGCGUCAAAGCGGAUUCGAAGCAGAUUCGAGAUUGGUUCAAGAGCGUUGAUUUUGAUGGUGAUGGCUAUAUGGAUUUCCACGGCUGGAGCAGGAUUCUUGACGAUCAUAUCAAACUUGGAAACAUGUUUAAAAUUCUCAACAUCAAAACAGGCCAGUUGGAACCACUGAUCCAGAACCUAACAGCUGAUGAAGAACAAGAGUCGUUCAUUCAUUUUAGGUACAACCGAGAGCGUGGAAACAUUUUUAACACGUAUCAGGCCUAUCUUCGAAAUGCGUUGGAUUGCUUGGAAUGUGACAUGCAGCUGGCAGAAAGAGAAGGAUGGCAUUUUGGUUUGAAGCUAGUCAGAGGGGCUUAUAUGGAGCAGGAGCGGAAACGAGCAGCCACUAUCGGCUACCCGGAUCCUAUCAAUCCAGACUUUGAGGCGACUACAAACAUGUACCACGCUUGUUUGAAACGAGUAGCUGAAGAGAAUGUGCGUCGCGGAAAAGGCGCCGUUUCCGUCAUGAUUGCCAGUCACAACGAGGACAGUGUCAGAUUUGCUGUCAACCUCAUGAAGGACCAUGGAAUCGCUCCUAGCGAAAGAAUUAUGUGCUUCGCACAACUCUAUGGAAUGUGUGAUCAGGUCUCAUUUUCACUCGGUCAAGCAGGAUACUCUGUGUACAAGUACCUGCCUUAUGGUCCUGUCGAAAAAGUGCUGCCGUACCUUUCUCGAAGAGCCAUCGAGAAUAGCAGCAUUAUAAAGAAGGCGACUAAGGAAAAGGACCUGCUGAAGUCAGAGCUAUGGAGACGGAUUGGUUCUGGUCAACUUGUACAUAAAGUGCCAGUUUCACAGGAUUAA
Messenger RNA from Cooperia oncophora, 906 nucleotides. Lineage: Eukaryota; Metazoa; Nematoda; Chromadorea; Rhabditida; Trichostrongylidae. The record is from the annotation of a GenBank genome assembly.